This is a messenger RNA of Sceloporus undulatus (fence lizard), 5266 nucleotides long. It is a transcript of the gene CC2D2A, whose product is annotated as coiled-coil and C2 domain containing 2A. The transcript has 33 exons. Gene Ontology annotation, biological process: non-motile cilium assembly; protein localization to ciliary transition zone. The coding region runs from base 21 to 4475 and encodes 1484 amino acids. Gene Ontology annotation, cellular component: ciliary transition zone. The record is from RefSeq and is a predicted model, not a curated record. NCBI's taxonomy places the organism in Eukaryota, Metazoa, Chordata, Lepidosauria, Squamata, Phrynosomatidae.
GUGAAGGUGAUUCAAGUGUAAUGCAGGAGAAUGAAAGCAAGUUAUCUGCAAGAGUGAAGUUUUAUGAUUCUGCCAGAAAAAUCAAGCAGAGAACACAGGUUCAAACUGGUUAUCCUUCUUCUGAAGAAGCCUAUAAUUUCUUUACUUUUGAUUUUGGUCCUGAACCAGAGAACAUAGAGGACCAAACUGCUAAGAAGAAAAAGAGUGUAUUGAGCAUGGAUAACAAAGAGGGGGAAGUUCAGGGAUCAGCGCUCAGCAGCCAAGAAGAGCGAGGAGAGAGUGAAAUGGAUGAAGAGGAACGCCUUGUUUGUGAUAAAGAUGAUGAUGACCUGUUUGUUUUAGAACAGACAGCACUUGAUUUCCUUGUAGUUAGACCUGCAGAAUAUGAAAGCUACUCUGGACGGGUGCAGAAAGAGAAAGAAAUGUUCUUCAUUCCCAGUAUGCUAAGAGUGCCUGCCUCAUUGAAGGUACCUGAAAAUAUGCAGCCAAGGUACCUGGAGGAUGAAGGUCUAUAUGCAGGAAGGCGCCCCAUUGUAUCACUAUCAAACCAAAAUAUUAUAGAGAAUAGGAUACUGAAGCAGGAACAGGGGAAAAGGUGGUUUGGAGAUGAUGGCCAAAUUUUAGCUUUGCCCAAUCCAAUUAAGCAGUCCCUGACCAGACCACCAAUAUUUCCAGCUGAAGAAGGUAAAGAAUCAGAGCUAGUGACGUUUUAUAAAAAGGCGAUAAAAAUGAAGCUUGCCAAUCAGUAUAUUGUUGGAUCAGAUGACCCUCAGGGACAGUUUCAGCUGGAUGUUGAUAUUUCUGGAUUGAUAUUCACUCACCAUCCCUGCUUUAGCCGUGAGCAUGUCUUAGCAGCUAAACUUGCACAGUUGUUUGAUCAGUAUCUAUCAAGAAGACAAAAGAAUCUCACCAAACUUCUUACAGAUAAGUUGCGUGCGCUCAGAAAUGCUUUACAGAGUAUUUGGGAUACUAGUGAAAGUGGAGUGCUUAAUCCAGUCACACAGCAAAGCAUAACGGAAUAUAAGCUUGAAAUAAGGCAGACAAGAAGACUUCGUGAUGCUGAGCAGGAAAAAGAUCGAUCCUUGCUUAAGGCUAUUAUCAAAGUUUGGAAAGAAAUCAAAUCCCUGCGUGACUUUCAGAAGUUCACUAAUACACCCUUGAAGCUCUACUUGAGGAAGGAGGAAGUUGACCAGAGGUUGGAUGAAAAGGAAUAUGAGGCAGAAAUUCAAUCUGAAAUAGCUGAACUGUUCGAAGAAAACAAUGAAGACUAUGAAAAGAACAUGGAAAAAUAUAAACUUGAACUAAAUGAAUGGAAAUCUUGGAAGAAGGCACAGAAGGCCAAGAAGAAAAAGAAGAAAAAAUCAAAUCAAAACCCAGCAGAUGAAGAAGAACUAGAAGAAUCUGAAUGCUUAGAUGAACCUGUGAAACCCAUUCCUCCACCAGUGGUUGAUAGACUGCAGAUAGAACAGCAAGUUCGAGAGAAAGUUGCAGAUAUUAGAAGGAAACCAGGAGAGCCUGUUUUAGUUCCUGAACUGAGCCUAACGGGGAAUAUCACUCCUAAUGAACUUUGUCCUAAAGCUGAAAUUUUAAGACGUGAAGAUGUAAAGAAACGGUCUUUAUUCAUAAAAAUUCUUUUCAAUUCCAAAGAAGUGUCAAGGACAGUUUCGCGGCAAAUAUGCUCAGAUUUCAGAAUUCAUUUUGGACAAAUUUUCAACUUGCAAAUAUUCAAUUGGCCAGAGAGUUUGAAACUACAGCUAUAUGAAACAGUGGGACUAAGCACUGCUAACUUGUUAAUGGAAGUAUUUAUACCAAUCCCUGAGACGACAGUACUAACAGGGAGAGCUACAAUCGAAGAAAUAGAAUUCAGCAGUGACCAGCGUGUGAUGUUGGACCAUGAAGGAGUGGGGAGUGGUGUACCAUUUUCAUUUGAAGCCGAUGGUAGUAAUAAAAUAAUUUUAAUGACAUCUGGGAAAGUGUCCUGCUGUGUCUCCUGGGCAGUUGGAGAAAAUGGGAUACCUUUGAUUCCUCCAGUGUCACAGAAGAAUUCUGGAGUCACAAGCGCUCUAAAAAAUAUUGAUGCCAUUGCAUCAAUUGGCACUUCAGGGUUAACUGACAUGAAGAAACUAGCCAAAUGGGUGGCAGACACCAAGCUUGAUCCAAAUGAUCCAAGCAAUGCAGCCUUGAUGCAGCUGAUUAUGGUUGCUACAAGUGGUGAUGCGUCCGUUCCUGAUUUCUUCAGACUAGAGCAAUUGCAACAAGAAUUCAACUUUGUUUCUGAUGAAGAGUUUAACAGAUCCAAAAGAUUCCGACUUCUAGAGCUCAGAAAUAGUGAAGUGGCUGAGUUUCGAAAUUAUAAGUGUGUUCCAUUACUGGAAAGAGAAAUUAAUGAAAAAAUUUUCCUGGACUAUGAGAAAAGAUUGCGUGAGAAAGAUGUAGUUGAUACCAAAGAUCACCUGGAUGCACAUAGAGCAUUAGUUGCAAAGUACCUCCAAAAGGUUCGGGAGUCAGUAAUUAACCGAUUCCUGGUUGCCAAGCAUCAUUUUCUCCAUUCUGAUCUGGUCAAUGAAGAUGAAAUCCCCACUCUUGGUUCUGAAGGUCCAGGCAUUUUGGGCCUCAGCCUGUUCAAACUGACAGAGGCAAAACGGCCCUUAAAACCAAGACGAAAGGAGAGGAAGAAAGUAACUGUGCAGAACCUUUCAGAUGGUGACAUAAACCUCUUGGUGAACAUCACUAGAGCUUAUGAGAUUCCUGUCAGAAAGCCAGCUGGGAGCAAACUUCAGCAGCCUUCUAAAUCAUCAUGGUCCUUCAAUGAAAUGUUUGCUGCUUCUGCAACUCCUCAGAGCCCAACACACAGUGUGGACUGGGCAUUUAACCAAGUUUCAGUCCGACCUUUCGUAGAAGUUUCUUUUCAGAGAACAGUGUGUCGGACCACCACUGCUGAAGGGCCAAAUCCAAACUGGAAUGAAGAGCUUCAACUUCCAUUUAGAGCUCCUGAUGGUAACUACAGCACUUCCAGCCUGCAGUCAGUAAAGGAUGACAUCUUCAUUAACAUAUUUGAUGAAGUAUUGUAUGAUGUGUUAGAGGAUGAUCGUGAAAGGGAAACUGGUGCCAUCCACACUCGCACUGAGAAGCACUGGCUUGGAUCAGUUCGGAUUCCAUUUACAACAGUGUAUUUUCAAGGAAGAAUUGAAGGUACAUUCAAGAUAGAUAUUCCCCCAGUUCUUCUUGGAUAUAGUAAAGGGAAAAAUAUGGGAAUUGAAAGAGGCUAUGAUUCCUUUCGAAAUAUUAGUGAAGGCUCUUUUCUGUCAUUGUUUGUUACAAUUGAACCCCAGCUCAUUCCUGGAGAAUCUAUUCGGGAAAAGAUGAAUGAAAUGCUUAAGAAGUUUGACAGCCAAGAAGAUGAGAAGCUUCUCCAAGCAGCUGAACGAUACCAAGCUGAAUGUGCUCUGAAGUUUCCAAACCGCCAGUGUCUGACAACAGUAAUUGACAUCAAUGGAAAGACAGUAUUUAUUACAAGAUACAUCAAACCUCUGAACCCACCAGAGGAACUCCUACAGCUUCAUGCAGACAAUCCACAAGAAACUUCUGAGCUAGUGGCACGCUACGUUGCCUUGAUUCCUUUCUUACCUGAUGCUGUAUCAUUUGCUGGAAUUUGUGAUUUAUGGAGUACUUCAGAUCAAUUCCUUGAUCUUUUGGCUGGAGAUGAAGAAGAACAUGCUGUGCUCUUGUGUAACUAUUUUCUUGCUCUUGGCAAAAAAGCCUGGCUUCUAAUUGGAAAUGCUAUUCCUGAAGGACCAACAGCAUAUGUACUAACUUGGGAACAAAAUCAGUAUGUGAUCUGGAAUCCCAGUUGUGGCCGCUUCUAUGGACAAUAUGAUGCUUUCUGCCCAUUAAAAAGCGUUGGCUGCUUAAUUUCCUGUGACAAUGUUUGGUUCAAUAUUCAGCAGUAUGAUUCCCCUCUGAGAAUGAACUUCGAUGUCACUAAAUCCAAAUUCUGGAAACCCUUUUUUUCAAGAAGCUUACCAUUUCCUGGCCUCUCUAGUGUGCAGCCAGAAGAACUAUUCUACCGACGUGUAGACAAGGCAGCUGCAUUAGAGCUACAGGGCAGACUUGAGAAAAUAUUGAAAGAAAAGAUCAUGGAAUGGCGGCCAAGAUACUUGACACAUUGGAACAGAUAUUGCACCUCCACUCUUCGGCACUUCUUGCCACUGCUGGAAAAAAAUCAGGGCAAAGAUGUGGAGGAUGACCAUCAGGCAGAAUUACAGAAACAGCUGGGAGAUUACAGGGUGUCAGGAUUUCCUAUCCACAUGGCAUUUUCAGAAAUUACACCUUUAAUAGAAGCAGUAUACAGCACUGGAGUUCAUAGCACUGACAUUCCCAAUGUAGAGUUUGCAUUAGCUGUAUAUGUUCAUGCUUACCCUAAAAAUGUUCUUUCAGUGUGGAUUUAUGUUGCUUCAUUGGUUCGUAACAGAUAGAAGUAUUCCUGCUACACUCUCUAUCCCAAAUAUUUCUAUGCAUCUUACCUGCUGUUUCUAGUAUUUGAAUAAGAGUCGUUUUGUAUUUUAAACAGACGCUUUUAUAUUUUUAUACAUUAAAUAUAGAAUAUGAAAUAAGUUGCAGUGGUUUCAAUUGCAAAUUCUAACCAGUUUUCUUAAUGUCUGGUGUAUUUAUUCCAAGAAGUCUCUAAUGGCACACUGAAGUCUCUCUCACUCCUAGGGUCGCCAUAAGUCAAGGCAGACUCGAUGGAAAAUGACAAGUAAUUUAAAGUCUGGCUUAUUUUAUCCAAUGGUGAAAGCACUGCAGGCACUACCAGUGAGCAAAAUGAGACAGUCACUUUAGGCAGUAGAUGCUUGGAGAAGCACAGAACACUGGCAUGGACUGAAGUGUAUGUCUUGCACAUCCUGCUCUGCAUGUUGUGUCAUGUUAUUCUGCUGCAAUGUCUCAGGCUGGCCCUGACUAGAAGAACAUAGAGAAGAGGGGAAGGGAUCAUAUAAGCCUCCUUAUAUUACUGGAUUACAACUCCCAGAACUCCUCACCAGUGGAACAAAAUAUCCUUUCCUGUCAAAAUUAAAUCUAUACUCAAGUUUUUAAAGUCAUUAUUUAACCAGUCAAAUAUACAAUCAAGUCUCUUUUGUCUAUUGUAUACCAUCUUUAUACCAACAGCUGUACACACCUGGUACCUUUGUAACCAGUUGUUUAAACUUAAAAUGUAACAUUUAGAAAGCGAAUUUCUUACAUGCAAGCUAUUCUUGAGUGGCAGAUCAGA